This is a messenger RNA of Acromyrmex echinatior (Panamanian leafcutter ant), 1409 nucleotides long. Its product is annotated as transmembrane protein 115. Gene Ontology annotation, biological process: retrograde vesicle-mediated transport, Golgi to endoplasmic reticulum. Gene Ontology annotation, cellular component: membrane; Golgi apparatus. The record is from RefSeq and is a predicted model, not a curated record. NCBI's taxonomy places the organism in Eukaryota, Metazoa, Arthropoda, Insecta, Hymenoptera, Formicidae.
CAGCAGGUUGAGUAGGCAGUUUUUCCUCUCUCCGAGGGGGGAAACGCGAGGAAAGAGAGGUUAGGUUUGCUCGCGGUGAUGGCGGCGAUAAAGGGCCUGGGUAGGAAUAUUCCCUACUUAAGGCAACAGGCUGCGGCCCUGCUCGGUAAUACCAGCACCAGCGUCAAAUCCAUCUGCGUGGUGGUGCUGUUCUCGUAUUGCCUGUCCUUCUCCGAGGAGGCGAUACGCAUCCUGAGCGUGACGCCAGGUUACCUGCUGCCGCCGGUCUUCUGGUUCUGGACGGCCUUCACCUUUUGCUUCCUCGAGAUACACUUCUGGGAGGUGUGCGUGGACGUCGUGACCGUCGGUUUAUGUGGCAAGUUGAUCGAGCCCUUGUGGGGCGCCUUCGAGAUGAUGACAUUCUUCGCCAUCGUCAACUUCGGGGUCGCAGUGCUCUCAGCGCUCUUCUAUCUGUUCCUCUACAUGUGCACCAACAACCCGGACAUGCUCUUCAGUAUACACAUACAUGGUUUGACCGGCUACAUCGCAGGAGUUGCAGUAGCAGUGAAGCAAAUAAUGCCAGAUCAUAUCUUAAUCAAGACACCCAUUGGGAAGAUCACAAAUAGAAAUAUACCCUUAAUGGUAUGGAUUGUGGGAUUGACAUUGUGGCUCGUUGGGUUACUAGAAGGUACUCAUCCUACCAUGUUUCUCAGUGGAUUAUUAAUAUCUUGGAUAUACCUGAGGUUUUAUCAAAAACACAAUAAUGGUACCCGAGGUGAUAUGGCAGACAAUUUUACAUUUGCGAGUUUCUUUCCAAAUGUUUUACAACCACCGAUAGCAGUAGUGAGUAACACUAUACAUGGGUUUUUUGUGCGUAUUGGAUUGUGCCGAAAAAUAGUUAGAAGAUUUGAUAUGUCCAACACACCACCUGGCUUAGUUAUUAAUCUUCCUGGUAUUGAUCCUCAUGACAGUGAGCGACGCCGGCAAAUAGCAUUGAAAGCGUUAAGCGAAAGACUAAGCAGAGAUCACGCGAAACCUUGGCAACCGGACAGGACUAAGAAACACUCCCCAGUGCCUCCCGCGGUUUCCAUACCGAUACCUGAAUCCACUACACCCAAACCACUCGCAUCUCCACUCAUUCCACAAGUCAGUGUCAAUAUACAUAAUCAACAUCAUCCUUCCAGUAGCAGUACGUGAUUACACGAGACUGACUGAUUUCAAUAGAUUUAUAAAUUACACUGAAAAGCUUCUAAAGAGUAAUCAUGAAUGUAAGGCGCAGGCUUAUAAUAUGGCUAUAUUCAAUAAUGGGUGCAAAUCGCGUAUAUAUAAAUAGAAUUUGUUAUCACUGCAAUAUAAUUUAAAUCAAACUAAAAUUUACCAUUCUUUUUAUGGUGUAAAUACAUUUAAAUUUUAUGAAAAUUAAUAAUAAU